UUUUAGAGUUCAUAUGGUUCGUACGCGUUCGCUCACCAUAUAUAUUUCCUCGGAAUCGCGGUUUAUGUUUUUAUUACAUUUUGAUCAAACGUUUACUAUAUCUUCUCGUGGUAAAAAGACCCUCAUCCCCUAAAAUCAAAUAGUUGCCAUGAUUCUUGUAGUUGCCAUAAUCCUUUUCACCGUGGCAUCAGCUGAAUUACAGCAACCGACAGCAAACGUUGAAACGACAAAACAAUGGAGUUUACUAGCCUACAAUUUCCCAUGGGAUUUUCCGGCCAAUGAUUUAGAAUAUUACAAUCCAGAGAAUGUGGUUGCAACAGGCAUUGCUGUUGGACACGAUCGCCUUUUCUUGGCUACACCGCGAUUAUUUUCCGGCGUUCCUGCAACGAUCAGCACUAUACCGAGAAAUAACAUUGGCGACUCACCAAUUUUAGAGGCUUAUCCUAACUGGCAAUAUCACAGUGCUGGUAAAAAGGAAUACAAUUGUUCCGAAAUUGGUCUGGUUUCUGUGUAUCGAAUGAGAAUUGACUCGUGUAAUCGACUGUGGGCUCUGGAUGCAGGUGUAUCGAGAUCACUGGAAGAUUUUGAAGUGACAUGUCCGCCGAAAAUCUUGGUUAUCGAUCUCAAUACAGACCAAGUGGUCCGAAGAAUCGAUUUUCCCCGUGAAGUUAUCAGAGGUGAAACUCUCUAUACAAAUAUGGUCAUUGAUGAGACGACUUCUAGACCGGAAAAUCACUGUGACGAUGUUUACAUCUAUAUAACCGAUACAGUUGAGCCAGCUAUUGUCGUAUACGACAGCGGCCGUGACCUGACCUGGAGACUAUCUCAUCCAGCCAUGUACCCCGAUCCCAAUUUCGCUCAGUCAAGUAUACUCGGACAUCGAUUCACUCUGAUGGACGGAAUUGUUGGAAUGGCUUUCGAUGCUAAUGCGGGUACAGUAUACUUCCAGCCAUUAGCCACUGAUCGAUUGUUUUCUAUAACAACGGCUGCCCUCCGAGCAGGGCCGUUACCAUUCGGCGUUGAACUGCCAGUUAAAUUAGUUGGAAAGAAAUCGUCACAAGGAAUCGGCUUAGAGGUAUCACCCAUUGACGGAUCAAUUUUCUUUAGUCCGAUGACUGAAACAGCGGUAGCAAAAUGGAAUCCCAGUACAAAUCAACAGAGAGUGUUGUCCUACGAUGCGGAUCAAUUCCAGUUUGUUGCCGAUAUGCGAAUUCAAGCCAGUGAUCCAUCUUCCUUGUACGUCCUUUCAUCCAAAUUCCAUCGAUUUUUCCUGAAGAAUCUAGAACCGACCGAAGUAAAUACCCGCAUUCUUCGUAUUGAAAGUAUUCAACCGUCACAUGUGUCUCCAAUCAACUCGAACCAUUACGGUGGAUACAAAUCACAACACACCCACACUACCUUACAAAUACCGCCCAAACAAUCUGGAUCUUAUCUCCAAAGUACGUAUUUCGACGGCAUCAGUCAGCCGUAUCAAUACGAAUCAGUUGGCAUUAUUAACAAGGCUGUAAAAAAUCCGUUCACAUCAUUAAACACCGGCGAACGACCAGAAACGAUCUACAAUCAUCGAGCUAAAACCCCCAAGUAUGCGUUCCCUGGAAAUGAGAAUUUCUACGGGCUCGUAAAUCAGGGAGAUUUCAAUGGAUUGAGAAUAACAAAGAGUGUAGCGUACAACACGUCAACGGUACAUCAACGUAAAUAAAUUCAUUCAUUUUAGCAUUCCAAAAGUAAUAGAUACGCAACGUGAAGAUUCAUAUUCUUUUGUAAAUAAUUGCCGUUCUAUGUCAUCACAAUUAUUGAGAGUUUUGCUGCGCGGUUUGAAUGUUCAAAUGUGUUAAUUUAUUAAUUUAUUUUUAGUUAGGUGUCAAUGGUUUGUCAGUUUUAUUUAGGAACUGCGACGCACACAUUUUUUUUUAAAUAAUUCUAGAACGAAAUCAAUCACUCACUGAUGCACAAUCGUUUCCAUUUCUUUAAUUUAAAAAGUUAAAUUAUUCCACCACUUGCCAAUGAAAUGAGUCACAUCACACUUCCCCGAUAGUUUAAGGACCAAGGAGAUUGUAGACAAAGAUUCGGUAAAUAAAAAUUGAAAUAAUGAGAAAAGUAUUACGGACAUAUUUCUUAGAUUAGUGUCUGAAUUCAUGGCUGUAGCCAAUUUUCAUGAAUCGCUAGUUUACUUAACAAAUCUUUCUCUGUGUAGGAACCGUAUGCAUUUUGAAACAUUGAAAAUAGUUAAAAAUAGAAUUUUUUAACGGUUCUAAAACCCCUUGAUUGCCUGUCAAAGUUCAGCUCAGCUCAUGACAAAUUUUGCGAUUUAAAACAAAAAUGCUGCUGAAGAUGAUAAAGCUUGGAAAGCUGUGAAACAAACCAGAAACCACACAUCGAACCUCUCGCAGACGGUCUGUCAUCUGUUAUCGAUAGCGAUGACAAAUACGUAUCUUAACAAUUACCCAGUUGUUAGGUAAAGACUUAAAUAUUAAACUUGUAAUGUGCCGCCUGCGAAUGGUUACUUAUCUUGUCAGAUUAAUAUAAUCCAACGAUGAAACUCGCACUUGUUACUUUAUCCCAAAGAAUGGCUAUUUUAAUGUAACAAGAGUCAAGAAGAA
Molecule: messenger RNA, 2600 nt
Organism: Bradysia coprophila
Lineage: Eukaryota; Metazoa; Arthropoda; Insecta; Diptera; Sciaridae
Product: dopaminechrome tautomerase-like
Cellular component (GO): extracellular region
Source: RefSeq, a predicted model, not a curated record